AUGCGGUCCGUUGUCCUAACCUUCCUUCUCGCAGGUGCAGCUUCGGCUUUCGUUAUUCCUUUUAGAUUAGCUCCAGCUCCAGUUACUAAUAUCACUACAGGAGGAGCACCGCUUGCUAUGGAUGCUGCCGACAUGAUCGUUAUCCCAAACACUGACAUCGGCCAAGCUCUCGAAGUCCCAGCUUCUAUAGCUUCCGUAGACGGUGUUGACGGCGUCCUAGGCCUUGCUUUCCAGUCGAUAGCUGAUGGUCACGCUCUACCUCCGAUAGCUAGAGGAAUUCAACAAGGUGACAUCGCUGACUCUCUUUUCUCAAUUUGGUUAGAAGAGCUCUGGCAGACAUCUGAUAACGGUACCGCUGGUGUGAUUUACUAUGGAGGUAUGCGACUAUGUCGUGACAAUAUCAUGACUAAAUAUAUGUGA
Messenger RNA from Strongylus vulgaris, 420 nucleotides. Lineage: Eukaryota; Metazoa; Nematoda; Chromadorea; Rhabditida; Strongylidae. The record is from the annotation of a GenBank genome assembly.